UGAAGAGCAUACGUUAUAGUUCUUUCCUGCGUAAAAUGUUGUCUUUAGAAUUUUGCAUGGCAGCCUAAAAAGAGAUUAUCGAGUUCUCAGAAUGGUUGUAUCUCACAUUCAGGUGGAAUAUGGUAGAUUAAGAGGUGUAACAUCCGCGUGCCCAACGCAUGAAGGGGCGAAAAAAGAACAUAGUGUGUGCCACGUCCACGAUUUUGAUUUCACCCGGAGGAGGUGCGUUGCGCAGCAUUUUACGCUUCCCAAAAACUUGAUUCCACAGGAACCAUCACUGUACACAGUGAAAGCUGUCUUCAUUUUGGACAACGAUGGCAAUAGACUUCUAUCUAAGUACUACGACACAGAACUCUACCCUUCCAUGAAGGAGCAAAAGAACUUUGAAAAGAAUGUUUUCAACAAGACACACAAAGCUGACAAUGAGAUUGCUUUCUUGGAGGGGAUGACUAUUGUGUAUAAGAGCAGCAUAGACCUGUUCUUCUAUGUGGUGGGCAGUGCACAGGAGAAUGAGCUCAUGCUCAUGGCUGUGCUGAACUGCCUGUUUGAGUCCCUCAGUCAGGUCCUAAGGAAAAACGUGGAGAAACGGUGUUUACUAGACAACCUGGACGGUGUCUUCUUGGUAGUGGAUGAAAUCAUAGACGGAGGGGUGAUCUUGGAGAGCGACCCCCAACAGGUCAUCCAGAAGGUCAACUACAGGCUGGCCGACUCGGAGCAGGCCUACGGCUUUGUGCUCUUCGAUUACAUCACCGGUAGUGCAGACGGACGGACGGACGGACGGCAGCCAGUGUGCGUAGCGACUGACCGCCCCGUGCAACGCCCGGGCGAGGGAGCCAGGGGUGGAGGGCGGAUGAGAACCCAUUGUCCGAGCAGAGCGUGGCUCAGAUCAUGCAGUCUGCCAAGGAACAGAUCAAGUGGUCAAUACUCAAAUGAUCUGCGUUAGUUUAGAGGUCAAAUGUCAUACAGUAGAAUGGACAGUAUGAAUUGAUGUGUAAAAAAUAAGGAUUUAUUUAGCGUUUUAUGCUUAAAUAGGCUGUAUUUAUGAUUAUUAACUGGCAAAUGUGUGUUUUUGCUACAAUGGCAAGAUGAUGUUUGUAUUAUAUUGGAAAUAAUAAUUUUAUUUAUUUGCAGAAAAUAUUGGGUUUCAUUGUUUUUGUUAAUUACCCUUUACCCACCAAAAUACAUUUUAACCAAACCAAUAUGCAUGCGGUUGUAAUGUGUGCAGGCAAUGGUAAACACCAUUGUUUAGGCUUCAAAGACGUGGAAAUUAUUAUUGUAUCAUUUUCAUUAUCAUUACUUAUGUUACAGUGAACCUUUUAAAUAUGACGUUUUUUUUUAACAUUAAACUUGAAAGCUUUGUAAUUUUAACAGAAUAAAGUGAUAGCCUGUAUAGUGUUACAGUAUUCCAGAUUCUAUUUGAAAGCCAGGCUACUACUGAAUGUUAAUUUGUAUUUGGAAUGAUUGUGUGUUCAUAAUAAACAAAAUGAAGUUUGCAUA
Esox lucius (northern pike) is the source of this 1497-nucleotide messenger RNA. RefSeq names its product COPI coat complex subunit zeta 2 (gene copz2). Gene Ontology annotation, biological process: intra-Golgi vesicle-mediated transport; retrograde vesicle-mediated transport, Golgi to endoplasmic reticulum; intracellular protein transport. Gene Ontology annotation, cellular component: COPI vesicle coat. The record is from RefSeq and is a predicted model, not a curated record. NCBI's taxonomy places the organism in Eukaryota, Metazoa, Chordata, Actinopteri, Esociformes, Esocidae. The transcript has 11 exons. The coding region runs from base 92 to 943 and encodes 283 amino acids.